Molecule: messenger RNA, 1540 nt
Organism: Diuraphis noxia (Russian wheat aphid)
Lineage: Eukaryota; Metazoa; Arthropoda; Insecta; Hemiptera; Aphididae
Biological process (GO): nuclear-transcribed mRNA poly(A) tail shortening
Cellular component (GO): P-body
Molecular function (GO): mRNA binding
Source: RefSeq, a predicted model, not a curated record
GUCUUGAGAGGGAGUAUUUGAAAAAUAAGCUGCUCAGCCGGACCAGUGCAAGAGUACCACUGUACCAGACGUUCAUACUUCAUGAUCAAACCGUGUUCUGACGUCUCUGUGAUCGUACCCAUCGUCGUUCCAUUUCAAAGGAUAUUACUAUUCUUAGAUCGUUCGCUAUUUUAACACUACAAAACACCGUGACGUCUAUUUAAAAUCUGAAUAUCUUCACGAUAAAUAUUCCACAAUGGACGAUAUGAAACAAUUAGCCAAGACUUUAAUGCAGUAUAGAUCAUUCAAAGAAAGACAAGAAUGUCUUAGUGAAUCACUCGAUCAUCUGUCAUUUAAGUAUCCUGAUAUAUAUGCAGUGUUGUAUAGAGAGAUUAAAAAAAGAGAGUUGGAAUCUAAUGAUCCAAAUAAAAUUGCAAAAUGGUUCAGAAACCCAACACAAAAAUCGUAUGUCAAGUUGCACGAAUCAUUGAUGAUGGUAAAAAAUAACAACAUCAUGGCCAAGGAAGAGUUAAUGUACAAUUUAAGGAGUGUGUUUAAUCAAACAAUUAAAAAUGGUACCAACAUUGAAGCAGCGAUGAAAUUAAGUCAUUUAAUUGGAAAAUCAACACACUUGAAAAUAUUUAAUGAGAAUUUGAAACAACUCAUUAGUCAAGUAAAUCAGUUAAGCAACACUCAACACCAUAUUCCAAAAGAAACUUUGACAGAAAACAUUUGGGCAAACAAUUUCAAACCCCCACAACUAGACCCUUUCCAGCGAUUCAAUUUUCAAUCURCUCAGCAGCAGCAUACACCUGUUUGGCAAAAUAUGUUGCGACCAACCAAUUUAGAACCUGAUAGGGACCAACCACRCUUCAGUAUGGAAUGUUACGGGUAUCACCAUCUGGAAAUGAUUGCGAAAGUCAAUAGCGCUACUUCUGUGAACAACCCACAGACACUUAGCGACUUGACAAUUAUUAAUCAAGAAAUGGAUGGAGCAGUUGGAAAGUGGCUUUAUUAUUUGAAACUGCAUAAAUACCAAUGGUUCUUCAAUAGCCUCAGUUAUCUUGAAAUUGUAUUCAUUGACGAGGACAACAUUGAUGGUUUUAUAGCAAAAGUAAACAGAAACUCCAUUACAAAAGGUGCACAAAAAAAGAUUUGCAUUUCAACAAAGACAUUGAGAAGUCGACCACAAAAGUUGAAUGACUUAUUAUUGAAAUUAGAUUUGGAUGUUACUCCCAGUGAACUAUGUGAACUCUUGUCAUACAUGCGAGACAUCUUACAUUAUCCCAUACCGAACAAGAACUGUGUGGUUGGUGAUCAAUUACAACAAGACAUAAUCCUUGUCAUGGAAAAAUUGUUAAAUCAACUACUGGAAAAACUAGAUAUGAUCCGUUUUCUCGUCUCCCAAAGUCUACUUGGAAUGUCCAUUAAUAAAUACUUGGAAUGCACAUUGUUAAUUAUUGGUAAUCAAAUGUUCGUGAAACAACAAAUUGACAAAACAUUGAUGUUUGCUGAUACUUUAAAAUUCAAAGUCCGUAGAAUUCCUAAAAACUUCUACUAA